Messenger RNA from Trichosurus vulpecula (common brushtail), 1868 nucleotides. It is a transcript of the gene FAM222A, whose product is annotated as family with sequence similarity 222 member A. Lineage: Eukaryota; Metazoa; Chordata; Mammalia; Diprotodontia; Phalangeridae. The coding region runs from base 135 to 1595 and encodes 486 amino acids. The transcript has 3 exons. The record is from RefSeq and is a predicted model, not a curated record.
GCCGUCCGCGGCUCAUGGCUCAGCCACGGACAGCAGCUGGUCUCCGCUGAGCCCGACUCCAUCCAGCGACGACGGCUCGGGCAGACACGUGGGACAGAGCAGCGUGAGCCUCGGGCCCCACCUCCACCUCCACAAUGCUGGCCUGUCUGCAGCGCACCCAGAACCCACCCCCUCAGCAUCUCCCGUGCCCCAACAAGACCCUGGAGCUCCGAAAGUGUGAGCCGGUGAGCUCCAUGCAUUCCCCGAGGUACCCGAGCCCAGCCGAGUUGGACGCCUAUGCCCAGAAGGUGGCCAACAGCCCCCUCAGCAUCAAGAUCUUCCCCACCAACAUUCGCGUCCCGCAGCACAAACACCUUAGCCGCACCGUGAACGGGUACGACACGACAGGCCAGCGCUAUAGCCCGUACCCGCUGCACGCCAGUGGCUACCAAGGCCUGCUGGCCAUCGUCAAAGCGGCGGUCUCCUCCUCCAGCUCUGUCUCGGCCCCCGCUGCUGCCGCCGCCUCCUCUUCCUCGUCCUCAGGCAAAGGUGUGGUCAAGAGCGUGGAGGGCAAGCGGACGAAGCUGUCCCCUGCUGCCGUGCAGGUGGGCAUCGCGCCCUACCCCGUGUCGAGCACUUUAGGGCCCGGCGCCGUCCCCUUGGGCUACCACGGAGGGCAGAAGCCGCUGGAGGGGCCUGCCCCACCCCCUAACGUCACGGUGGCCGCCUCGGUCAUCCCUCUGGCUGGGCGUGGGCUGGCAUUGCCACCAUCUAACCUGCCCUCCAUUCAGAGUAUCAUCUACCAGGUCAACCAGCAGUGCCAGGCACAGGGCUCCCAGCCGGCCUGCCAGGGGGUGGUGGUCACUCACCCCAGCCCGGCCAAGCGCACCGCAGCGGCCACCCCCGCCGGCUUCUCGGGCAUGGCUGGGUCCACCAUGGCCUACGCCAGCGCCAUGCUGCCCGACUGCCGCAAAGGGGCUGAGCUGGUGGUGGGGGCCACGCCAGCCAUGGCCCUGGGGGGCCUCAAGCCCGCCGGGUACCCAGAUGGCAGCGGGGCGGGCCUGGACUAUUUAAUCUGGCAGCAAAAGCCGCAGCAGCAACUCCGGCUGUACAGUGGGGGCAGCGGCGGGGGAGGGGCAGUGAGCAAGUCCCCCGAGGUGUGCGGGGGCGGGGCCGGGGCAGGGGCCGGGGCUGUGGCCGCCGCCGCCUCGCGCCCCUACCUCCUGAGCGGGGCAGCCGGGGACAAAGUGAGCUCCUCCCCAUUGAACUGCGUGGGCAUGCACGGUAACUUCUCCGUGGGCCCCUACUUUGCUCCCCCUUGGAACAGCAUCCUGGUCACCCCCAACAGUGACUGUUACAACCCCGGGCCGGAGCUGGGCCCGGGAGCUCGGGAGCUGGCUGUGCACCCGGCGGAUGGGCUGUCGGGCCUCCCCAGCAAGACGGUGUGCAACACAUCCAUCCUGAGCAGCAGCCUCCAAUCCUUGGAGUACCUCAUCAACGACAUCCACCCGCCCUGCAUCAAGGAGCAGAUGCUGGGCAAAGGCUACGAGACUGUGUCCGUCCCCCGGCUUUUGGACCACCAGCACGCCCACAUUCGCCUGCCAGUCUACAGAUAAGGCCCGGGGGCUCUGGUCCGGACGGACAGAGGAGGAGGGCAGGGAACCGGCCGGAGAUGGCCAGGAGCCAGGGGAGAGGGGCAGCACUCCCGCCGUGUGGCCCUCCUCACGCCUCCUCGGGCCCUGCCGUGCCCCUCAGCCCCCAAGGGGGGAGGGGCCCAGGCCAGGGCAGCUGGGAGACCCUGCGAGGCUUUGGACAGACGCUCCUGGGCGGGGUCCUGGGCAUUCGGAAGUGGGGAGCACAGGCAUCGGGCACUGCUGCUUUCUGGCAGA